Messenger RNA from Thunnus maccoyii (southern bluefin tuna), 1853 nucleotides. It is a transcript of the gene acp7, whose product is annotated as acid phosphatase 7, tartrate resistant (putative). Gene Ontology annotation, molecular function: acid phosphatase activity; metal ion binding. The transcript has 15 exons. The record is from RefSeq and is a predicted model, not a curated record. Bases 204 to 1523 code for a protein of 439 amino acids. NCBI's taxonomy places the organism in Eukaryota, Metazoa, Chordata, Actinopteri, Scombriformes, Scombridae.
AUUCACGUGGGCAUUGUUGUUGGACCGUACAAUGACGUAAUCAGGAACUUCUCUCGAGCCAAACCAGCUGAGUUGUGUUUUGCAUCAUUCAGAUUGACUGAUGUUCCUCAUCAGAGACCAAAACACUGUCUGUCUUCGUGUGUGUGAGCACAAUGUAAAGUGGCACUGAGGUAAGGCUUGUGUUCCUUCAGUCAAGCAUUAAAAUGGUGCCUGUUUAUGCUGCCUGUGCCUUGUUUAGCCUCGCACCCUUGUUGGUGCUUGGUAUUCCCCCCAUUUGGACCCAGCCAGAACAGGUGCACCUCUCCUAUCCAGGAGUGCCAGGUUCCAUGGAAGUGACCUGGACCACCUUCAACAAGACGGAGAGCAAGGUUGAGUACGGCUUGCUCGGGGGUCGGCUCUUUGAGAUGGUGGCCAAAGGUGAUGCUACUCUGUUUGUGGACUCUGGGAUGGAGAAGAGGAAGAUGUACAUCCACAGAGUCACUCUUACAGGCCUCAAACCUGCUGCUACUUAUGUGUACCACUGCGGCAGUGAUGUGGGCUGGAGUGAUGUGUUCUCCUUCACUGCCUUGAACGACAGCACUAGUUUCAGUCCCAGGUUUGCUCUGUAUGGCGACCUGGGCAAUGAGAACCCUCAGUCUCUGGCUCGACUGCAAAAGGAAACACAGCUCGGCAUGUAUGAUGUCAUCCUACACAUAGGGGACUUCGCCUAUGAUAUGCAUGAGGACAAUGCCAGGAUCGGAGAUGAGUUUAUGCGGCAGAUCCAGUCCAUAGCAGCCUACGUGCCCUACAUGACCUGUCCAGGCAACCAUGAAUCUACAUACAACUUCUCCAACUACAGAAAUCGCUUCAGCAUGCCAGGCCAGACCGAGAGCCUGUGGUACAGUUGGAACCUGGGGUCAGCGCACAUCAUCUCCCUCUCCACUGAGGUUUAUUUCUAUCUCGAAUUCGGCAAGGAUCUUCUCUUCAAGCAGUACGAGUGGUUGAAGAAAGACCUGGAGGAGGCCAACAAGGCUGAGAACAGAGCAGUGCGUCCAUGGAUCAUCACCAUGGGACACAGACCCAUGUACUGCUCCGAUGAUGACCAGGAUGACUGUACCAACUUUGACUCAUAUGUGCGGCUGGGACGAAAAGACAUCAAACCACCAGCUCCUGGUCUAGAGGAUCUAUUUUACCGCUAUGGCGUAGAUCUGGAGUUGUGGGCACAUGAGCACACAUAUGAGAGGCUUUGGCCUGUCUAUGGUGACAAGGUGUACAAUGGGAGCAAAGAGCAGCCUUAUGUGAACCCCAAAGCUCCAGUGCACAUAAUCACGGGCUCUGCUGGCUGCAGAGAGAAGACUGACAGGUUCAAUCCAAACCCCAAAGACUGGAGUGCUUUCCGCAGCACAGACUAUGGCUACACCCGCAUGCAAGUGGUCAAUGCCACCCAUCUUUACUUGGAGCAGGUCUCUGAUGACCAGUAUGGCAAGGUGAUUGACAGCAUAUGGGUGGUGAAGGAAAAGCAUGGCUGGUCUGCCUGGGUCUGAAGAAAAAACUAUCUGCUAAGGAAAUGCACUUUGAAUUUUAAACAAGCACAUUUUGUGUAGCGUCACACCCAAUCAUAAUGGAAAUUUACGUUUUUACUCCUGAUCAUUCAGCUUUUCAAAUUAAGCAGUAGUGAAUCUUUUGAUUUCAGACAUGCUCCACAGUUUUAUCCCGUUGAAAGAUCCAAUUUUUGAGGACCACCUACUGUGAAAAUACAUAAUGUAAAUGUAAUUUGCAAACAGGGCAUUAAAAACUGUUUUAUGUUUGAAUAAAUCCUGAUUUUUAUAUGAAUGUAUAGUUCUUCCUCCAAUAAAUUACUGUUGAUCACUGUA